AUCUUUGAGUAGUACAGCUGAUGGUGGUGCAGCAGCAGCUGAUGGUGGUGCAGCAACAGUUGAUGGUGGUGCAGCAACAGUUGAUGGUGGUGCAGCAGCAGCUGACCAUGGUACAGCAGCAACUGACGGUGGUGCAGCAGCAGCUGACCGUGGAACGUGAUCUACGGAGAAGACAAAAGAGAAAGAAGAACAGUAAUGAUGAUGAUGAUGAUGAAUUCUCAUAUUAUCAAGACAAGAUUGAAUUUGGGGAAGUUGUGUAUGAACCACCAAGUUUACAUACAGAGAAGCUCACCAAGAAACUUGGAAUAACAAAGGUGACUUAAAGUAUUAGAUUAAUAGUUCUUCCAUUAAUUAAUUUGUUGCCUCACUUACUUAAUUUAAUCACAAGCAUAUUUCAUUUUACAUUGUCUAUAUAGUGUAUGAAGAAGUGCUAACUUAUUAAAUUGUCAUGGACAAGAAAAUGUACUUAAGGGGGGAGGAACGUUCUGCGAGACUUAUAUCUGAAAAAAAUCGAAAAAUUUUGAAAAAACGUUUUCUUACCAAAAAAUAGUGCAUAAUUCUGGCAUCAUUUUCAUGUAAUCAGCUUGUUUCUAGUACAUUUCUAAGUAUCUUUUUCAAUCUUUUUUUUUUUGUUGUUGUUGCUGAGGUCAAGACGACAGGAUGCCAAUUCGGGUGUUUUCUUUUUUUUUUUUUUUUUUACUCCAGAAAUUACGAUUUUUAUGAUUGUUUUUUAUCCAAAUAUAUGUACUUGUUUGCACCUCCUGAGUCGCCUAGUGAUCACUGCGCACACCACCAUACCUCAGUGACUUAUGAGUUGCCGAUGAGAGUGGAGCUGUGAUGGUUGGUGAAAGGUGGCGCACGGCCACCCUAGAGUUUCAUGCAAACUAUGUAUGUGAAUAACUCAGGAAUAAGUUAUUGAUUUUAUUUUCCUUUUAUUGCGAAGAGUUUUUAUAGGAACAUCAGGAUUUUUUCACACAUUAUUGAGGAAUGAUUGUUCUUUAAUCCAGGAGAGGGGAUUUGUGAUAUGUAUUACCAUUUUGGUUUUAUGGAUUUUUUUUUCCUCAAAAAAAAAAAAAAAAGCAAAUUUCAACAUUUCGUAUAAUGAAAUCUGUUGACAUUUCGCUUAUUUCCCUCUCUAGGAUGAUUAUCUAUCUCUUUAUCUUUCGUCUGAUGUCAGCUGGAACAUUGUACAUCUUACCAAAUUUGUUGAAAAAGGAUUCUUGUAAGACCUAUAGAAUAUAACAAUUUUAUUUUUUUUUCUCUUUAACUCUUUCAGGGUUUCGGCCGUACUAGUACGGCUUAAGCACCAGGGUUUUUGACGUUCUAGUACGCCUAAAUUCUAGCACAUUCAAAUCUAGUGAGAGAAAACUGGUAGGCCUACAUAUGAAAGAAUGGGUCUAUGUGGUCAGUGUGGGUGGUAUAAAAAAAAAUCCUGCAGCACACAGUGCGUAAUGAGAAAAAAAACUUUGACCAUGUUUUUGGAUUAAAACAGCGACUUUGCAUUGUAUUGUUGUAUUCUAGUUUUCCUGGUCUCAUUUUAUAGAAUGGAAGACAUAUUACAGAAAUUAUAAUGAUUUUGACUGGUUUUACAAUGAAAAGUACCUUGAAAUUGAGCUCAAAGUAGCAGAAAUGUUCGAUUUUUAUCAAAGUUCAAAAGUAAACAAAUCAUGCUAUGCGUCCAAUACACGUCAACUGGUGAGUCUAAUAUUCUUUCACAAAUGCGCUGAUACUAUUUAUACCAUUUCUACACUAAUGCAGUAGUCUGCAUAGCAGUAAAUCUUCUAUUUUUUUGUGAGAAAAAUUUAAAGUGGAAAGCAAAAGAAUGUAAGAGAGGCAUGGGGACGUGACUAAUGAACAGAGGAAAUGUUUAUUUUAGUGCCAGGAAUGUCUUUCUUGUUUAUUCUGGACCCUAUUCGGAAAGUGGCAUCUUAUGAAAUUUGUGUGAAAUUGGCAAAAUUGUUAAAUUCUGACCACUGUGAUGGAUAGUUGAAAUCAGUAAAUGGGUGGUUUCUUGUACUCAUUCGAUAGAAAAAAAUGGAGCUCUUGCGAAAUAGUUACAAUUUUUGUUGACAAGUACACUGGAAUUGGCCGAAAAUAGGGCUCAAAGUGGGCAAAAUCGCCGAUGCGUAAACAUCGUUGAGACUGCUAACUUUGCGAGAGCAUAAUUCCGUAAGUUUUCCAUCAAAUUUCAUACUUUUGGUGUCAU
Cherax quadricarinatus is the source of this 2206-nucleotide messenger RNA. The record is from RefSeq and is a predicted model, not a curated record. NCBI's taxonomy places the organism in Eukaryota, Metazoa, Arthropoda, Malacostraca, Decapoda, Parastacidae.